Linderina pennispora is the source of this 894-nucleotide messenger RNA. RefSeq names its product SET domain-containing protein. The record is from RefSeq and is a predicted model, not a curated record. The transcript has 2 exons. Gene Ontology annotation, molecular function: protein binding; protein-lysine N-methyltransferase activity. The coding region runs from base 1 to 894 and encodes 297 amino acids. Lineage: Eukaryota; Fungi; Kickxellomycota; Kickxellomycetes; Kickxellales; Kickxellaceae. Gene Ontology annotation, biological process: peptidyl-lysine monomethylation; peptidyl-lysine trimethylation.
AUGGCUACGCGCGACAUAGCCAUAGGGGAGGACAUCGUGGAGAUCCCCGAGCGCCUGCUGAUGACGGCGUCCAAGGUGCAGCACGCCGGGCAUCUGAGCGAGCAGCAGGCGCUGACGCUCUGGGUAUACCAGCAAUACAGCCUUGGCGAGCGGUCGCCCUGGCACGCGUACAUCUCAACACUGCCGCAGGACUUUGACUCAGUGCCGCUGUUCCAGCUGUCGGGUGCGUUCGCCCGGAAAACUGGCGCAGACCGGAUUGUGGCACGUUCUGCCGCGGUCUGUGCAGGCGAAAAUUGCCGACCAGCACCAGCGGCUGGUGGAGGACUGGCGGUGCGCGAAAUUGACUGGCGUAGAUUCGUGUGGGCGUGGCUGGCAGUAAGCACGCGGUCGAUUAACCUGGGCAGAAAGCACAAGGACCGGCUGGCGCUGGCGCCGUUCCUGGAUUUUCUGAACCACAGCGAAACCGCGCAGGUAACGGUGCGGUACGAUGAGCACCGGCGGGUGUUUGCGAUUCGCUCCCUGGUGGGUUACAGGAAGGGCCAGGAGGUGUUUAUUUCCUACGGGCCGCACGAUAACCGGCACAUGCUGGUUGAGUAUGGAUUCGUGCUUGAGCACAAUCCGUUCCGGUUCCUCGAGCUCGACAGCCAGGUCAUGGACUGGAUCAGCGAAUGCAAGCUGGUAGUCCAGAGACGCAAGCAGUCGGCGGUCAAACCGGAGGACUUUGACCGCAUGGUUGAGGUGCUGAAGGGGUAUGGGCUGUUUGGCGACUACACGUUUGACAACGAGCCGUCGUUCCGGCUCCUGGCGGCCCUGCAUUUGCUGCUGCCGCUGGUGGAGGAGGGGGCGGCGGUAAGGCGGGUGCUGGCGCGGUGGGAGCGGUGGCGCCGCGGCUGA